CAAGGGGGUUCCACAGCGCAUGUUUGUGCCUGUGUGAUGUAGCCUACACAUUGAUUUAAUCGUAAGCGUAUUUACAUGUUUGAGUUAAGGGUAAGCGUUCUAUGGAUUACGCGGUAAAAUUUUUGCAAGCGACCUUUAUCGAAAGAGAUCUAGAUUUCAGCACGGGCACUGUCCGAAACUGAUUCUGCCACGUCGCGUUGAAUCGAUGAUGCUCAGUUCGUGGUGCUGAAAUCCUUUGCGCUUUCGGUCUUUUCCUUUCCUGUCUGUCCCUCCCUCCCUCCAUCCAUCCAUCUCUCCUCUCUCCCUCCCUUGGUUCUCUCUCAUACGCACAAAACCCUCUGUCAUGGCGUCUUCCAACAAUGUUACCCCCACCAACUGUAGCUGGUGGCCCAUCUCAGCCAUGGAUGAAGACGGCGAAAUUACAGACGGGGAGAAAAGCGAAGAGCCAGCUAUAGAGUCGAAACCUAAUUUCUCUAAAGACAAGCUUGUUUUGUAUCACUGGACGCAGUCUUUCAUCUCUCAAAAGGUGCGCCUGGUGAUCAAUGAGAAGGGUCUGCUGUGUGAAGAGAGGGACGUGAGUCUCCCUAUAGCUGAGCACAAGGAGCCCUGGUUCAUGAGGCUCAACCUGGGGGAGGAGGUGCCUGUCUUCAUCCACGGAGACACCAUCGUCUCAGACUACAACCAGAUCAUAGAGUACCUAGAGGCUAACUUUGGGGGAGAAACGGUGGCCCAGUUGAUUCCCGAUGCUGGCUCUCCUCUCUACGAGCGUGUGCAGCAGUACCGUGAGUUGCUGGACGGCCUGCCCAUGGACGCUUACACACACGGCUGUAUCCUGCACCCAGAGCUCACCACCGACUCCAUGAUCCCAAAGUACGCCACCGCUGAAAUACGUAGACACUUAGCCAACGCUGCGUCUGAGCUGAUGAAGCUGGACCACGAGGAACCCACGCUGACAGAGCCAUACCUCUCCAAGCAGAAAAAACUCAUGGCAAAAAUAUUGGACCACGACAAUGUGACCUACCUAAAGAAGAUCCUUGGCGAGUUGGCCAUGGUACUAGAUCAGGUGGAGGCCGAGUUGGAAAAGAGGAAAAUCGAGUAUGAAGGUCAAAAGUGUGAGUUGUGGCUAUGUGGACCUGAAUUUACACUAGCUGAUGUCUGCCUGGGAGCCUUGUUGCACAGGCUUAAGUUCUUGGGACUCUCAAAGAAAUACUGGGAGGACGGCAGCCGACCCAACCUCCAGUCCUUUUUCGAGCGGGUGCAAAAACGCUACGCUUUCCGCAAGGUUCUGGGCGACAUCCACACAACCCUCCUGUCAGCAGUUCUUCCCAAUGCAUUUCGAAUGGUAAAAAAGAAGCCGCCAUCUUUCUUCGGGGCCUCUUUCCUCAUGGGCUCUCUGGGAGGGAUGGGGUACUUUGCCUAUUGGUUUUUAAAAAAGAAAUACGUGUAGUGAACGCCCCCCUCCUUGUCUUAAAUGUCUGUGUAUUUGUGUGAUGUUUCAAUUUUUCUGUAAUGUUUUACGACAGCAGGAAAAUAUGAAUCUAUAUAGGGAACACUAUUACAAAGAAUAUAAGAACAUUCCAUACACAAAGGAAUUCUUAACAGCACAUUUUUCUGGUAUUCCAAUGCCUUCAUCUAUCAACCUACAGUAUUACUUUCUAAUUAGCUCAUUUUGGAGGCAUGCAUUAUCCAGUUAUAUUAAUUAAGGGAACAAACUUAUUUGUGUUUUUAAUGAUCAUUAUGGUCAUAUUGCCUACACACCAGACAAUGUUUUGACAUUGCAUCGCCAUACCCAAAGUGGGGCUGAUCCAUACCCUGCAUGUCACUAUAGUUUUAUUAAGUUGUUUUGGCAUUCACCUAUUGCCCUUCACGCCUCUGUUGGCCAUUGGUUUAUUUUAUGAAAUCCUUGUGAUACUUCCUGUGCUGCCAGAUGAGAAGAUAGGAUAGCGAGACGUCCAGUCGGUCCCAAUUCAUUCCCUUUCCUUUUUCCCUUGACCAGAACUCUUGUUUGCGGAUCUGUGAGGUCCUCCACUGUUUCUACCAAUCCAGACCCUUCAGAUAUGCAAACAUCGAAGGGAUCUGGCCAAAGGAAAGGGGUAAGGAGUGAAUUGGGACUGUAUACAGACACUCCCUUGAAAGCACUAUGAAAGCAUAUGCACUCCAUCAAUUCAUCAAAAUGUGAUUGUCAUUUCACACACCUCAGCACCACUGUCUUGAGCUGAUCAUAAAGUGAUCUCUGACUUUCAAGUCAGAAAGGAUGGGUAUGACAGAGAAAUACUAAAAGGGUCAAUUGAGCCCUCCGCAAUAUUGAGCGAGGAAUCAGUCAGUGGCUUUUGACAGUGUCCCUAUAGAGUGACUAUGAAAUUAUACAUUGUUCAGUUAAAAAGUCACAUAAAUAGCUGACAUGGUUGUUGGCUUGAUUCCAGGAACAUUGAGCUCCACCAGUUUUAGUUCAAUAAUCCAAGCUUUUUGGGGGGGGUUUGUUCCAAGACUAGUAUGACUAGCCAUUCAAACUAAAUCCUUACAAUCUAAACCUCUUAGAAAACUGUGACUAGGGUUGCAGAAUUCCGGGAACUUUCAACACAUUCCCUGGUUUUUCCAGAAAAUUCCAGUUGGAGGAUUCCCGGAAUUAGGAGAGAAUAAACAGGAAAUCCGGAAUCCUCCAACUAGGAUUUCUGGAAAACCAGGGAAUUUAUUGAAAGUUCCUGGAAUUUUGCAAACCUAACUGUGACCCAAAUUCUCUGGAGUCUUACUGACCUAUACAAUGUUCCCCUCUGUUCAGGAGUGCUAGCAUGUACAAAGCUGACCGUGGAACGUUAAUAGGGUUUACAUUGUAUAACUACAAUGAUUUAUUGCCAUUUAAAUAAGGUCUGGGUAAAAACAUGAAUCAACAUACAGUAACUUGACGCUCAAUGCAUAACUACAAGACAACAUACAAGACAGGAAGUUCUGGUUUCCCACUGAAAUAGAAGCUCUUUCUCAAUAGUCUUUCCUCAUGUCCUCCUCCCAUCCUUUUCAAAAUGGCAGAGGGAAGCGAGGUGACAGGAGAGCAUUAAAGGAGAAGAUAAGAGGAACCUUGGAUCUUCAGCUCCAUCUCAUUGUGAAGUCAUGGGCAGCACAGACUUUGACAAAGAACAUUUUUCUUCAGUGUGGUUUCAGGAAAAGGAAAGAUUUUUGAGUGAACAGAGUAACCGUGCGUAUGGUUGUUAACAGACUGCAUAGCUGAUUACUGCUGGGAUGGGGCUGUGGAGGAUUCUUAACCAAAAAAGACAAUGAUCAAUGUUUCAUUAACAGCGUGUCAGCUGUGUGGGACAUCUAUAUUUGAGUCCUAAAUGGCACCCUAUUCCCUAUGUAGCGCACUACUUUUGAUGAGGGACCAUAGGGCUUUGGUCUAAAGUAGUGCACAAUGUAGGUAAUAAGGUGUCAUUUUGGAUUCACAAAAAGGUUUCAGUUUGAAUACUUGUCAAGACACACCUGGGACCGGUUUCUGGACACAUAUUAAACCUAGUCCUGGACUAAGAAGCAUGCUCCAUGGAGAAUCUCCAUUGACAUUACUUUUUAGUCCAGGACUAGGAUUAAUCUUUGUCUGGGAAACCGGUCCUACAAGUUUGUCUGAAAACAGGAAGUUGAGAAGUCACAGUUAAUCUCAUCACCUUGUGUUGGUGAGAAGAAAAUAUUCACAACAGAAGAACUGUAAAAACCAACCGUUUGGAGUUGGCUUCAUGUUGAGCUUUCAAAUCAAAUCAAAUCAAGAUCUAUGUAAUGGAAAGAACAUUUGACUCCAGUAGUCGCCUGUGUAAGAACAAUAACAUAAAAUGGCACAGGUUUGAACAUCUUAAGUUUGAGCUUUUUCUUUAGUUGGAAGUAAGCAAGUUAACACAUUUUACAUUUAGCAUAGUACUCAACUAAUACACUGGCUUUCAUUAUUAGCCAUACAGUAAUUCAACUCAAGUGUGUCUACAAUCCACUUUAUUUUGUGUUUUUUUUCCUGGGACUUUCACUGAUACAUAAACUGUAACACUGUCUGGGUGUAAUGUCAGAGACCAAUUGAGAAAUCACAUUUCCAUAACCAGCCUAUCAUUGUAAGUGUUUGUCUAGGUUUCAUUAUAACAAGCACCAUUGUUACCAAUAAUUCACUGCCUCUUAAAACUGAGUCCCUGCAAAUUAGGUAUUUAUUCCAUAUGGCUCACAGAAAUCUCAAGACAAGGAAUUCAACAAGUUGAGUAAUCCUAGUAGUUAUUUGUGGCCAUUAUAUUUCACAAUAGUAUUUUUUAUUUUUAUAUUUAUAAAUAUGCAUUUAUUUAGUGCUUUUUAUGAUGUUUGUUCAUAAGCCUUAAUUCAUUCAGUUGCCAUCAAUGAAAAAUAAAUUAUGAAAAUGAAAAAUGUAA
Coregonus clupeaformis (lake whitefish) is the source of this 4385-nucleotide messenger RNA. RefSeq names its product ganglioside-induced differentiation-associated protein 1-like 1. The transcript is spliced from 6 exons. NCBI's taxonomy places the organism in Eukaryota, Metazoa, Chordata, Actinopteri, Salmoniformes, Salmonidae. The record is from RefSeq and is a predicted model, not a curated record. The coding region runs from base 344 to 1447 and encodes 367 amino acids.